Glycine soja is the source of this 1495-nucleotide messenger RNA. RefSeq names its product transcription factor GTE1-like. The record is from RefSeq and is a predicted model, not a curated record. NCBI's taxonomy places the organism in Eukaryota, Viridiplantae, Streptophyta, Magnoliopsida, Fabales, Fabaceae. Bases 194 to 1243 code for a protein of 349 amino acids. The transcript has 8 exons. Gene Ontology annotation, molecular function: protein binding.
CCUUGCUAGCUCGGCCAUUCGUAAGAAUCCGAUCUUUAUUUUGUGUCUCGAUCGGUCUAACUAGUCAGAUCGAAUUAAUAGACUAGAUUAGAUUGGUGAUUUCCCCGUGAGAAAUUCUGGAUGUGGAAAAAAAAUUAGGGAUUUAUAACUAUAUAACAUAAAUUGAAAAGUGGCACACAAAAAAUUGUGAUACAUGGAUCCAACAUUAGAUGUAUCUACUCCAAGUCCUAAUGUCAUAGAGGAGGAUUUGAACUCUUUUUGGCAAUCUAUCUAUGAAAAUUCCAACAAAGUCCAAAAGCUUGAGGAGCAAGUUGCCGAGGUUCAAAAGUUCUACAGUACCAUUAAUGAUCAAGUUAAUGAUGCCAAAGACAAAGGGCGGGAGAAGCACGUUAUUGGCACCAAAAGGUCACAGCAAGGUGGAUCAAGUAGGGAAGCUAAUUCUUCAAACACAAUGAAAGAGGUUAUGCACCAGUUUUCCAUAAUAUUUCAUCAGAUAACUCAUCAAAGAUGGGCUUGGCCCUUCAUGGAACCUGUAGAUGUUGAAGGUCUUGGGCUGCAUGACUAUUAUCAGAUUAUCGAAAAGCCUAUGGAUUUCGGAACGAUAAAAAGGAAAAUGAAUGCUAAGGAUGGUUCUGGUUAUAAGAACGUGCGUGAGAUAUAUUCUGAUGUCAGGUUGGUUUUUGAGAAUGCAAUGAAAUACAACGGUGAAAAAAAUGAUGUCCACAUUAUGGCGAAGACAUUGCUGGAAAAAUUUGAGAAGAAAUGGCUGCAGCUAUUACCUAAAGUUGCUCAGGCGGAAAGAGAAAAGGAAGAAGCACGUGUGCUGUUGGAAGCGAAGCGUGCUCAAGAAGCUACUUAUGCCAAAAUGACAAAGGAUAUAAGACAUGCGCUGUGCGAUGUUGAUGAGCAGUUAAAGAAUCUCAAAGAAAUGGUGAUUAAAAAGUGCAGGAAACUAUCAACUCAUGAGAAACUGGCACUUAAGAAAAAUUUAAGCAGACUGAAUGGUGGCAAUCUCCUCAAGGCAAUGAGCAUAAUUCAUGAGAUUGACCCAACCUUCCAACAUGAUGCUCCACAGGUCGACCUUGACCUUGAUCGUCAGAGUGACUUCAUACUGUGGAAACUAAACCUUUUUACCAAAGAAGCACUGGAAGAUCAAGACAAAGCUGCUGCUGAGGAGAUGGCUGUUAACCACAACGUUAACACUGAGGACCAGAAAAACACCAACAAAAGGAGGAAACUGUGACUCUUUUGCCAAAGAGAUCGGUGUGAAGAACUGAAUAGCUAUGUACUUUGUGAUUCACUUGUGCAGUACACAAGGCAUUAUCUUAGCUUUGAUUGAGCUGGAUGCUCAAGAAACUUGUAGUGUUUGACAUGCAUGCAUAGCUUAGACCAUUGUCACAUUUAGUAAUUAAGGUCUUUUAUUUCGACAACUUUCAACAUUUUCAAACAGGUUUUUUUAUUUGAUAAAAAUAUUCAAACAGGCUUUUUCUCUUUA